AAGUGUAUCAACGUUGACACGUCUGAUUGUCAAAAUGUAUUACCUAAAUUUAGUGUCUCGUGCAUCAAGAUGCUUCUUAUCAAGUAUCAAUUUUGUACGGUCAACAACGAAUGCUCGACGUAACGUACAUGUCUACAAAGGUGUUUUUAUAAAACCCCUACGAUUUGACACUAGGAUAGAAAGAUACCGUUUUAACGACAGGGAUAAGCGGCAUGAAAGAAGAUCCAGGAUGCUCCUCGCUGUGCCCUUGCCCACUUUAAUUUUGAAUUAUUUUCUUGGUAUCGAUUCCGACGAAGAAGUCCCAGAAGUUAUUAUGACAAUCAAGCGAUCUGUUUUGUUAAUACAGAAGGGAGAAUAUAACAAGGCAGAGCAAAUGCUGCACCUAGCAUUGCGCCAAGCACAAACCAUACAGCAUUACGAUGCUAUCACAUAUAUCUACGAUGUGAUGGCUAAUCUUGCUUUUGAUACUGGAAAAUAUCGCAAAGCAGAGAAUUUGUUUGUGUCAGUUUUACAAAGGUUGAUGUUGAAUGGAGCCAAAGAAGAUGACAUUCGCGUUAUUCAUAUAAGCUUGAAGAUGGCAAAAGUUUUUGAACAUUUAAAUGAGCCAAAGAAAGCAGAACAGGGCUAUAAAUUUUGUAUGGAGAAUUUAAAAUCGCAUAUUGGAAAAGAUCCUGAUAAUAAGGAUGCUAUAUUGCUACAAGGUAUGACCUUUGAUUGGUAUGCAAAAAUGCUACUUUCCCAGGCUCGGUAUACCGAAGCUUUCAACUACUUUCUUCAGGCUUAUGACAUAUGUAAAAAAAUGAAUGGUGAGGAACAUGAACAGACUGUAGUUUUGCUUAAUGAUUUGGGAACAAUUUGUUGUAUACGGGGAGAAUAUGACGAAGCUAUUAAAUACUUAUCUGCUGCAGCAAAAAUAGGCGAAAACUUACCUGAUAUGGCUGACUUGGGUUCAAUUCAUGUCAAUUUAGGGAAUGUGCUUCUGAAAAAAGGUUUAUACGAUGAAGCAAAAAAAUCUUGUCAACGAGGAAGAAAAAUAGCUAAAAGUAGAGACGACAAUGAUUCUUUGUUAGAAGCCAUUGAAUGUCUCAAAGAAGUAAAAAGAUUACUGUCAUUGUAAAUUGUAGAAUUAUGUUAGAUGGAACUUGGAGAGAAAGUUAAGAAUAUGGAUAUUUGUUUGAAAAUAGGGUCUGUAAAUAUAUGUAGAAAAAUAUUAAAUUAUUUAAUGUUGAAAAGAAUAUAGUAAAGAGAUUACUGUCAUUGUAAAUUGUAGAAUUAUAUUAAACAGAACUUAAAGAGAAAGUUAAGAAUAUGGAUAUUUGUUUGAAAAUAGCAUUUGUAUGAAAGUAGCAUAUGUUGAAAAAUAUUAAAUUAUUUAAUGUUAAAAAGAAUAUAGUAAAUUUUAAUAAUUGUAACAAUUGCAAUAAAGGAAUUCAGCGAAGUGCCGUUUUUUAAUAAAAUGCUAUUUAUUAUUUAAUAUUCAAUGGGUUAGUCAUUAAUGUAAGAGGCGUACAUAUCUUACCUCUGAAAUGCUUACGAUUAAUAAUACAUUUUAUGUAGCCUCUUUGGUAUUAUUUGUAUAUCUUCAAUUUUUAACUUUGUUCUGUACACGUCAUUUGUAAUUUAUUUCCACUAUUAAAUAGAACAUAAAAUAUAAAAAAAUAUUUUUAUAUUUUUCUGAAGAAAUUUUCCUGAAAAUUUUUAUAUCUAUUAAAACAACAUGAUUGUUACUUUGAUGUAUUGUAUUUACACUUAUUAUUUUUACAAAAUAUUUUAUAAUAAAGAAUAUCAAUCUGAUAACA
This is a messenger RNA of Monomorium pharaonis (pharaoh ant), 1799 nucleotides long. RefSeq names its product tetratricopeptide repeat protein 19 homolog, mitochondrial (gene Ttc19). The coding region runs from base 35 to 1117 and encodes 360 amino acids. Gene Ontology annotation, biological process: mitochondrial respiratory chain complex III assembly. The transcript is spliced from 4 exons. Gene Ontology annotation, molecular function: protein binding. Gene Ontology annotation, cellular component: mitochondrial inner membrane. The record is from RefSeq and is a predicted model, not a curated record. Lineage: Eukaryota; Metazoa; Arthropoda; Insecta; Hymenoptera; Formicidae.